This is a messenger RNA of Ochotona princeps (American pika), 1892 nucleotides long. RefSeq names its product divergent protein kinase domain 2A (gene DIPK2A). Lineage: Eukaryota; Metazoa; Chordata; Mammalia; Lagomorpha; Ochotonidae. Gene Ontology annotation, cellular component: COPI vesicle coat. Gene Ontology annotation, biological process: regulation of phosphatidylinositol 3-kinase/protein kinase B signal transduction; cardiac muscle cell proliferation. The record is from RefSeq and is a predicted model, not a curated record. The transcript is spliced from 3 exons. Bases 154 to 1446 code for a protein of 430 amino acids.
UCGCUCGCGCUCUCCUCUCACGCACACACACACACACACACACACACCCCUACUCCGCCCCAACCCACCUCUCCGGCUCGCUCUCCGGCUCUCGGCGCGGCGGCGGGGGCACCCCGCGGGGUACCGUCGCCCUCCCGGGGGCGGCCGGGCGGGAUGUGGCGCCUGGUGCCCCCGAAGCUCGGCCGCCUGUCCCGCUCGCUCAAGCUGGCGGCGCUGGGCAGCCUGUUGGUGCUGAUGGUGCUGCACUCGCCGUCUCUGCUCGCCUCCUGGCAGCGCAACGAACUCACCGACCGGCGCUUCCUGCAGCUCAAUAAGUGUCCGGCGUGCUUCGGCACGAGCUGGUGCCGCCGCUUCCUCAACGGGCAGGUGGUGUUCGAGGCGUGGGGCCGCCUGCGCCUGCUGGACUUCCUCAACGUGAAGAACGUCUACUUCGCUCAGUACGGCGAGCCCCGCGAGGGCGGCCGCCGCCGAGUGGUGCUCAAGCGCCUGGGCUCGCAGCGCGAGCUGGCGCAGCUCGACCAGAGCAUCUGCAAGCGGGCCACCGGGCGGCCCCGCUGCGACCUGCUCCAGGCCAUGCCCCGCACCGAGUUCGCGCGCCUCAACGGCGACGUGCGCCUGCUCACGCCCGAGGCGGUGGAGGGCUGGUCGGACUUGGUGCACUGCCCCUCGCAGCGCCUGCUCGACCGCCUGGUGCGCCGCUACGCCGAGACCAAGGACUCGGGCAGCUUCCUGCUGCGCAACCUCAAGGACUCGGAGCGCAUGCAGCUGCUGCUCACCCUGGCCUUCAACCCCGAGCCGCUGGUGCUACAGAGUUUUCCAUCUGAUGAAGGUUGGCCGUUUGCGAAGUACCUUGGAGCUUGCGGAAGAAUGGUGGCUGUGAAUUAUGUUGGAGAAGAAUUGUGGAGUUACUUUAAUGCACCAUGGGAAAAAAGAGUUGAUCUUGCUUGGCAGUUAAUGGAAAUAGCAGAGCAGCUCACAAACAAUGACUUUGAAUUUGCACUCUACCUCCUGGACGUCAGCUUUGACAAUUUUGCAGUUGGUCCUAGAGACGGGAAGGUCAUCAUUGUGGAUGCUGAAAAUGUUUUGGUUGCGGACAAAAGGUUAAUUAGACAAAAUAAACCUGAAAAUUGGGAUGUGUGGUAUGAAAGCAAAUUUGAUGACUGUGAUAAAGAAGCUUGUCUCUCGUUUUCAAAAGAAAUCCUCUGUGCUCGCGCCACUGUGGACCACAAUUACUAUGCUGUCUGUCAGAACCUGCUGUCCAGACAUGCCACCUGGCGUGGCACUUCUGGAGGGCUCCUUCAUGACCCACCAAGCGAAAUUGCCAAAGAUGGCCGGCUCGAGGCCUUGCUGGAUGAGUGUGCCAACCCAAAGAAGCGCUACGGCCGAUUCCAGGCUGCGAAGGAACUGCGUGAAUAUUUAGCACAACUGAGUAACAACGUGAGGUAGUCCAUGGCGAACCCCCGUUUCUCCAUUUACGUAGCACUGGCUAAAACUAAACCACCAAAAACUGGAAACACAGGAUUUGGAAGUGUUACAUCCAGAGGGUCAUAGACUUGCACUGAUUUCACGUUCACAUCCAUCACAGCGAGACGUUACUGUUCUUCAGCAAUCCUAUGAUGCUUUUGCAAAUAAGUGUGUUCUACUUCGGAGACUUGAGGUAUCGUGGACUGCUUUGCCUGCCCUGUCCCCUAACGCCCGAAUGGAGUAAUGAGUCUUGUGAUGCUAUUGGCAAUGAGUCUGAUAGUUAAAUUGGCUUGUGUAUCAAAGGGUACUUGGUACUUAGUUCGCGUUACUAUCAUGAUUUUGUGAAUCUCUUGCAUUUACUCUGAAUAGCAAGUUGGAUCGGCCUGUUUUAUAGGCCACCUUUUCCUUCUGCCGUGUAGGCUUUUAUU